AGAAACAAUGUGAUUCAUGUGAAUGCGAUAGGCGAUAGUGAUAGGAGAUACCAUACAAAACACAUGAUUGCUCUCACUUGCCCUGAAUGGCGGUCCAUCUUCUGAAUGAUUGAGUGCUCGUGAAAAUCCUCCAAUCCUGGAGAUUGUAUUUGCGUACUGUACUCGCUUCCCUUUUAUCCAUCUACCUUGUUGUGGUACAUUGACAGUAAAAUUCAGAAAAUCAAACAGAUAUAUUGGUCUUCUGUUAUUGAUUUUGGCACAAUGUCUUUCCACACUAUGAAUUAUGCAUCCCAUGUCAUGGGUUAUGUAGAUAUGAACAGAAACCUGUAUAAGACAAGGUUGAGUCCAGCUCUAGCUGUACCUCCAUCAUCAAUUCUCUUGCGCGCUGAUGAAAGUGGUAAAUCUGCUGAAUCUAAGAAGGGUCCUGGUUCAAAUGCACCUUCAAAAAGCAGUGACUCUACUGUUUCUUUACCGAGUCAAGCGAAUACAGUAGGUAUUAUUGGAGGGGUGUCCGUGGUUUCUACACUGAAUUUUUUGAGAAAACUAGUGAAAUGGAGUUCAAAAGAUGGAGAAAGUUCCCUUCCUUUUAUACUUCACUCUGAUUCUGUGUUAUAUAAGGAGUUUUUAUCACAUGAGAGUUCUUUUCCUUCCCUCAGGAGUAAAAGGGAAUGUACUCAUUCAGACCCUACCACAAUUGUGGAGAACUUGCGGAGUAAAAGGGCUUUCCUAGAGAAUUCAGGAGCUCGUUGCAUAGUAAUGCCUUGUAAUAUUUCGCAUUCAUGGCAUGGUGAGGUUUCUAAAGGAUGUUCUGUUCCUUUCCUCCAUAUGGGUGAGUCUGUUGCCAGGGAGCUCAAGGAAGCAAAGUUGAAGCCACUUGAAGCUGGGAGUCAUUUGCGGAUUGGAGUACUUGCUACUAAUGCAACCUUAGCAUCGGGAUUUUAUCAGGAGAAGCUACAGAACGAGGGAUUUGAGGUGGUGCUGCCAGAUACAGCAACUAUGGAACAUACAGUAAUUCCUGCUAUUGAAGCUUUAAACAGAAAGGACAUGGAAGGAGCUCGCAACCUGUUGAGGAUUGCUCUCCAGGUUCUUUUAGUAAGGGCAGUGAACUCUGUAAUCCUUGCCUCUGAUGAUAUGCUGGAUCUUUUGCCUCGGGAUGAUCCUCUUCUUAAAAAAUGUAUUGAUCCAAUGGACUCAUUGGCCAGGUCAACUAUUAAGUGGGCGCAGUCUGCUGAAAAGGGGACAUAGAGAACACUGAAAAUGUGACUUUUUUUUUUUUUUUUUCUGGUUAGGAUGUUUCUUCAUUGUAAUUUCUACAAAAUAUUGUUUUGUAAUGUAAAAUUUGAUUCAUUUUCGUUUUUAUCAUGCCUGGGGAACAUCUGUGCUAUUAUUUUAUUUUUAUGAACUCAAUUGUGUUCAAUGAAGGUUAUAGAGGCAUGCAUUAGUCAAGUCUCACAUUGGUUAUGUACUAGUCUACCAGAUGAGAUCUUUGCUAUAUAAGUUACUCCAAUAAGUUCUAAUUGUAUUUUGGACUUGUAUGGUACAUUUUUCAAUAUAAAGGGUAUUCGGCUCUUUUGGAACGAGAAUACCUCUCACCCUUUAGAAUA
Molecule: messenger RNA, 1604 nt
Organism: Corylus avellana
Lineage: Eukaryota; Viridiplantae; Streptophyta; Magnoliopsida; Fagales; Betulaceae
Source: RefSeq, a predicted model, not a curated record